Molecule: messenger RNA, 6963 nt
Organism: Danaus chrysippus (African queen)
Lineage: Eukaryota; Metazoa; Arthropoda; Insecta; Lepidoptera; Nymphalidae
Source: the annotation of a GenBank genome assembly
AUGGGUGAUGCUGGCGGGACAAUGUCUGUUAAAGGUAAAGUGAAAGAAAAAGUAGAGGAGGAUGAAGAUUCCGAUGAGGAAGUUUGGAAUAGUGAGGAGGAGGAUGAAACAAUAGCGAGGAUUCAGCGCGCACAUUUUGCACAGGCUGCAGCGAUGAAUCCUCGACGGAAGUCGAAUGCACGUCCACGGGCAAUGAGCCAUAAAAGAAAAAUGGAAGCUGUUAGAAGUUUUCAUGAUUUUACAAAGAAAUUAAAAAAAGACACAGGUAUAAGAAUUCGAAGUUUAGUUGGUAACAAUAUUUUAGAACUAAGUGAUUUUUCUAGUGAAGACAAUAAAACUGAUAGUGAUGGUUUAUCAGAAGAGGAAUUUUCCGUUGAUCCAUCCGCUGUGCAUGAUUUAGAUGAAGAGAAUGAAAGUUACAUCGAUCCUGAGACUGGAGAUGUAGUGGAAUCUAAAAGAAUACUAGCAGUAAGUAGAAAAGACCUAUCUAAACAAAGUGAACCAACAGGGAAUGAUCCACAGGAGACGCCAAAGACCUUAACUAUAAGUGACAUAAUAAAUGAAGGUGAUCUUGAUUUGUCAAAAAAUGUGGAAAUAGCUGAGGUCGAAGAAAGUGAGUUAUGUACAGAUAAAACUGCCGAGGAAUUGUUAAAUAUGACUAAGCAGGAAGAGGGCAGUUCUGAUUUUGAUCUUGCUGAAAAGCUAAAAGAAAUGGAACAGAUAAGCAUAACCCCAGUUACUAAUGAUGAUGAAGAAGACACUAAGGAUAGUGAGGAAAAUAAACCAGAAGUAGAUGAGGAGAAAAAGUUAUUGAACUCUAACACAUUAAAUGUGAGAAGAAAUAUAAGGGAUGUAAUGGAUGAAAAGAAUCUGGAUGCUUCUACACUGGCAGCACAGCGACAAGAGUCGGAAAGAUUGGCUCGAGUUCAGGAACAACAGAGAAUUAUUAGAGAGGUCCAAAGGCAGAUAGCUAUCAACAGGCAAAACAAAAUACAUCAAAAGACUCUAUCACUCCUUCAAGGUGGAUCAUCAUUGUUGAAAAAGGGAUCUGCUCAGAAAUUAAAUUUACCAAACACAGUAUUAGUAAAAUUACCAUCAGGAGAAGUUAAAAAGACCACAGUGAAGCAAGGGCAGGUUGAUGUCACAAAGAUUUCGAAACCUACUACUCCUGGUACCUCUGGAAUACCAAAAUCGGAGAAAAAAGAGGUUGUAGAAAUAGUAGAUAGCAGUAGCGGUGAAGAAUCUUCAUCGUCAUCAUCUGAUUCCGAUGACUGUAUUAUGUUAUCUGAUUCUGAAGUUCCACCCAGUCCUGAGGCAGAAGAAGACCCUGGGAAUUCAGGCCUUCAUGUGAAUGACGCUUAUAAUAUACCCGAUGAACAAGGAAGAGUUCUUAUAAACAUUGGUCAUGCAGAAAAUGAAGAAGAUAUAUUUUUAGCGCCACAAAUUGCAAGGGUCAUUAAACCUCAUCAGAUUGGAGGAGUAAGAUUUCUAUUUGACAACAUAAUAGAAUCAGUGCAACGUUUCUCAACAUCAACAGGUUUUGGUUGUAUCCUAGCACAUUCCAUGGGGCUGGGCAAGACUCUGCAGAUUGUAUGCUUUUGUGAUAUAUUCCUGCGUCACACGAAUUCUAAAACAGUUUUAUGCAUCAUGCCAAUAAAUACACUUCAAAAUUGGGUUGCUGAAUUCAACAUGUGGUUGCCAGUAGAUGCUUCAACCAGUCCACUGUCUGCUCAUGGUGAGGUUCGUCCCAGGAACUUCCCAAUCUAUGUCCUCAAUGACAGUCACAAAACAUUACAAAUGCGUGCUAAAGUUGUCAAGGACUGGACAACGACUGGCGGAGUCCUCAUGAUAGGCUAUGAAUUAUAUAGACUGCUCAGUAUGAAGAAAGAUAAAAAACCUCGUAAGAAAAAGAAAGCAGAAAAAAACGAAGAUAAAGAGGAUAAAAAAUUCGAUAAAACCGACGGCCCUGAUGAUAAUCAUAACCUCAAUAGACCAGAUAAUGGCAAAGACAAAGAUGAUAUGGACAGUAUAAAUAAAUUAGAAUUAGAAAUUAAGGAAGAGAAAAAAGAAGAUACACAAAAUGAUGAGGACAAAAAGUUAUUAGAUGAGAUGUAUGAAGCUUUGGUCAAACCAGGUCCCGAUUUAGUUAUUUGUGAUGAAGGACAUAGGAUCAAGAAUUCACAUUCAAAUAUUUCAUAUGCUCUAAAACAAAUGAGGACUAAACGAAGAGUUGUUCUUACUGGAUAUCCUCUUCAAAAUAAUCUUCUUGAGUAUUGGUGUAUGGUGGAUUUCGUUCGUCCUAAUUAUUUGGGUAGUAAGACUGAGUUUUGUAAUAUGUUUGAACGUCCGAUACAAAACGGCCAGUGUAUUGAUUCAACUCCUCAAGAUAUAAGAUUGAUGAGAUACAGAGCUCAUGUCUUGCAUUCAUUGCUUGUUGGUUUUGUGCAAAGGAGAUCACACGCAGUAUUGCAAUCGACGUUGCCGCAGAAAGAGGAAUAUGUGCUAUUGGUUCGCAUGACACCAUUACAAAGAAAAUUAUAUGAUCGUUUUAUGAAUGAAGUUGUUAGAUCCGCGUCGGUUCCGAAUCCUUUGAAGGCAUUCGCUAUCUGUUGCAAGAUAUGGAACCACCCGGACGUAUUAUACAAUUUUUUACGGAAACGUAGUGAAGUCAACGCAGCUAUAGAAGAAGAUUUAGACUUGGAAGAAAUUGGUGGAGUUACAAAAGCCGGUCGCGCUAGGAACGGCAAAGCAACGAGACGAACACCAAAAACACGGGGUUCAGCAAAAAAACCAGCAGCAACAAUACCUCCUAAUACUACAGCAUCAGUUCCACCUCGCCAAGAACCUUUUGCGAAUCCACAAUUUCCUACCAAUACACCCUACGGACCCACAAAUUAUCCAAAUCAACCACCGAAUCGACCCGAAGGAGAGCAAUCUACAUCCACGUACCCUCAAUAUCCGCCAUAUCAGAACUCUAACCCAGGUUACUUUCCUCCCAAUCAGGGAUAUAAUCAAGAAUAUAGUAGCAAUUUCUAUCAACAACAGCAGCAACCAUAUGAUAAUAAUUAUUCCAACCAAUAUCCUCCAGGAAACAGCGAAGGUAAUUAUCCCAAUCAGUACCCCCAAGGUAACAACCAGACAGCUGUAACGAAUUACUGGGGAAACAGCAACUAUUAUGGCAACCAAGGAUACUAUGGCAACCAGCAGUAUGGACCGAACCAGACUCCAACGGAGUUUAACGCCAACCAGCCACCAGGUUACAAUAAUACUACUCAGUAUCCUCCGAAUUACAACGCUCCUCCGAACAACGAGAACUAUACUAACAAUUCAUUACCUCCAUAUGCUAAUAACCAAGAAAAUUAUGGAAAUCAGAAUAGACCCCCCGGAAUCCCAUACCAGGGAGGUUUCCCCAAUACUCCCGGUUAUUCUGAAUACAAUCCCGCAAACCCGACAUCAAGCACACCGUAUCGUAAUAAUCAGGCUUUGGCCAGCCAAACCCAAGAGUAUCCCAAUCAAUCGUAUCCUUCAACAUACAGUGGUAGUAACGCGUACGAGGGAAAUUCUUCAACUCCAUAUAAUCAAUACGGAAACCAACGACCAAACUAUUCAAAUUAUUCGAGUUCAAUGCCCCCGCAUCCGACUCAAGGAAACGUCAUUCCAAAUCAACCUCAAGUGGGAUCUUUGCAAAAUCAACGUACUAUUAAGACGGAGCCUAAUUUUAAUAUCCGUGAUGUCAAAACUGAAUUAAAUGAUAGAAACCCAACCUUGCCGUAUAGCAAUCCCUAUAACUAUCAACAAAAUUCUUCAACAUAUCCCGGAACGUCCGAUAAUUCAAAUUCGAAUUAUAAUUGCCAGUUCCCCAGUUUUCCUCAAUCUAUGGAAACUAAGUCUCCUCUGUGUAGUGCGAGUUCUGGAAGUCCCGUGACUUCUUGGCCCUUAACGGAACCCAUUAAAACUGAAGUCGAUAAACUUAAAGCUGAAGAGAAGCAGGAAAUAAAAUCAGAAUCGGACGGUGAGGUGAAGAUCGAGGAUUUAGACACGAAAAAGAUCGUUAAAGAUGAAUGUAAAAAGGGAUAUAAUAUGAUUAAUUUUCCGAAGGAUUUCGGUACACCAUCAUCUAAUAUCAACGAGAAGAGUGCUAAAGAUAGUACGAAAGGUGACGUCUCCGAAUCCGAAGUCGAACAUAGUAAAAAGGGAAGGAAAGGUAAGAAUAAAGAUGACAAAAAAACAGAAUCUAAACAAAAGUCCAAAGGAAAAGCAAAAGCAAAGGGAAGAAAAGACAGAAAAAAUUCAAAGGAGAAGAAUAAUGAUGAUUCUGAUUCAGAAGAAAGUGAAAAAGAAGAGAAGCCUAAUAAAGAAGAGGAGUUGGCUCUCACUAAAAAGGCAGAAGAAAUGACCUACGAUUGGGCCACAGAAUUAUUGAAAGAUUAUAUACCUGGAAUUAUAGAAAACUCUUCUAAAAUGGAACUAUUCUUUUACAUACUAAACGAAAGCAUAAAACUGGGAGAUCGCUUGCUGCUUUUUAGUCAGAGUUUAUUUACUUUGAAUCUAAUUGAAGACUUUCUGGAAAGAAACUAUAUCCCCGGUACUAAUCGACUUUGGGAGAGGAACACGUCAUACUAUCGAUUGGAUGGUUCAACCCACGCCUUAGAACGAGAGAAACUCAUAAAUGAGUUUAAUGCUAAUCCUCACGUUCAUUUGUUCUUGGUAUCUACUAGAGCGGGUUCGCUUGGCAUUAACCUGGUGGGUGCGAACCGCGUUAUAGUAUUUGAUGCCAGUUGGAACCCUUGUCAUGAUACACAGGCUGUGUGUCGUGUAUAUAGAUAUGGUCAGAAGAAGCCCUGCUUCGUGUAUAGAUUCGUUAUGGAUUGUUGCUUGGAAAAGAAGAUUUACGAUAGACAGAUAAACAAGCAAGGCAUGGCGGAUCGUGUAGUCGAUGAAUGUAAUCCAGACGCAGUACUUUCUAUGAAAGAAAUAACUAAUUUGUGUUUCGACAAUGAUGAAAAGGAGCCAGAAUUAAAAGAUUUGUCAGAGCACAAAGAUAAAUAUAUAGAUGUAUUAAUGCAAGGUAUUAUUAGUUUACACGGAAAACUUUUAUGUAAGGAACCAUUCCAACACGAGUCACUACUAGUUGAUAGGAAGGAGAAGAAAUUAUCCAGUGCGGAAAAGAGGCUCGCUCAAAGAGGGUAUGAAUUAGAGAAGAAAGCAGCAUCAGCACCGAAGCCGACGACAGCGUAUCGGACAGUACGGACAGCGGACGGCAGCCUGGUGCAGCGACCCGUGGCAUCCGUGAGACCGAUGCAGCAUGGCGCGAGGUGGAUACCAGCCGACGUGUGGCGCAGGCAGGGAAUGACAGCACAAGAGAUGACGCUGCCGCUUGAUGUAGUCAUACCUACAAACUCUGCUGAGAAAACUAACAUAGUUCUAAAAGCUGGUCAAAGAGUGAUGGUGCUCAAGUCUCCAAAAGGAAUCUAUAUGCAAUUGGAGUCGGGAAAAAUUAUUGCAAUCAAAACUUCGUUUAAGGGACUAGGUGGGAAAGGAGAUAGCAAAGAUAAUCCGGUCGGAAAGAAAAUUUUAGGAAGUCGGCCGAAUCCUGCAAACAUUCCAGGAUCAUUAAAAAAUAAUUCAGCUAUAACCAUAACAUCUAAAACAGGUCCAAGACCGUACCAGAGAGUUAUAAGACCGUCCAUGAAUAAAAUUGCAAGACCUAUGCUACCCGGUCAAAAAAUUGUUGACAUAAGAAGUAGGUUAGGAGAAAUGCGGUCAUAUUCAGCGAUGCGUGCCAAGUUUCCUAUGUCGCCGCGUAUGUUAAGACCUACCUUACCGAAGUCGCUGAGUAUAACCAAAAUAUCCAAGGAUGGCAAAAGAAUCACCAAUAACCACAACGCUAAAAAGAAUAUUGAAGGGGAAACUCAAAUUUUGGAUAGUGACGAUGAAGAGGAUUUAAGUAAAGAGACAAAUCCAUCUAAAGAAACGAAUCCUAAAGAAGACAUAAGAGAUAAUAAACAACCAGAAGCUUCUAAGGCUAACACUGGUGAAGAUAAAAACAGUGAUAAGUCUCAAGAGAAAGAUGAGACACCUACGGAAACAGAACCAAUAAUUCUUACGACAGAUGAAAAAAUACCCUCAGAAGAAGUUUUAGAGAAUAAAGCCCGUGAAAGCGAUCCGGAUCCCCCGCCCGUGUCACAAAACCAACCAAGAGAUGACGCUCCAAUGAAUCUUGUGAGUAAGAAGGAUUCGAGCAAAAUAAGCCAGUUGAAAAAUUAUAGACAUCAACGUAUCUGUAAUCGACCACCCACCGAAUCGAGUUUAAGUCAGUUAGAAAAAACUGCUAGCUCGUUGAACAAGGAAGGACUUCCUGAUUUCAGAAGGAACUUGGAUGAUAUUACUCAAUCAUAUUCACCGGGAGUGGAAGACAAAAUGGGUUCAUCGAGAAAGAAAAAAUCUCCGAGCAAGGUCGAUAUAGAAUCUCAAAUAGAACGGCAACCGAACCCCAGCAUGACGCACAGUGUUUCGAGUUUACUAGGAAGCAAUCCAAAGCCAAGAAUGAGUUCACCUAUUCAUGGUAUGCCGAGUUCAAUGCCCAGUCGGCAUACGAGUGGCAUGCCAUCAAUACCACAGGAACAUAUACCGUACAAUAUUCCAUCAAAAAUCAGUCACGGUGGUAUGUUGCCGACCAAUUCCGUGGCACCUGAAGUACCACUCAUAGGUUCCCCGCAAGUUCCGACUAUGCCAAGCGGGAUGCCAACAAGCCAAUACGUCGGCAAUCCACCACCUGAAAGUGCAUACCCUCAAUAUCCAGGUUACGGUAUGAGUUACGGUGGUUACCCGAACACGCCGUAUUACCCCGGAUACGGUGGCGGCUAUUACCCGCCGUACGCUCCGGCCGCUGGACACGCACCGUAUACGGGGACUCCGCCCGCUCCAACGGAGCCCUACCUUCCACCCAACCCUCAGUGGUAG